AUGGAGAACGGAUUUCUUGAUAAAGUAGAGGACAAUGCUGCUGUCCGUGUGUGGUCAGAGAAAACACAAUCAGAGAAAGGAGAUAGUCUAGCCGGGGGGUAUACAUCGGAGUUAUGGGACUAUACCCGUAUCAGUGUGACGCAAAAUAGCCUUCAGGAAUUAAAGGUAGACGUACAUUUGUUCCGGGCCAUCACUCAGUUUUGGAACCCCGCGUAUGAUUGCUUUACCUUAGGAGGGGUUGAUUUGGUGUCCACUAUAGAAGAAUAUACAGCUUUGCUACGUUGUCCAAAGAUCCAAGUUGAUAAAAUCUACUCUAGAGUCGUUAAUGUUCCAACCUUUAUAAAGAAGUUGAUGAACAUCACUGGAAUGAGUGAGCAUUGGGUCACGGCACGGAUCAAGCAGAAGGGGGAAAGCAAAUGUAUCCCUUGGAAAAGCCUGCAGGAGUUGAUUUUGGAGCACCCUGAUGCGAGGAAAAGGGUCGAUGCCUUUGCUCUAAGCAUUUAUGGGCUAGUAAUUUUCCCUAAGGCACUAGGGCACGUAGAUGAGGCAACCUCAGAUCUCUUUGACCGACUUGAUAAGAGGGUUACACCUGUUCUGGUAAUUUUGACAGAAACCUUCAGGUCAUUGAAUGCAUGUCGAAGGGCAGGGGAAGGCAGAUUUAUUGGGUGUGUGCAGCUUCUACUUGCAUGGUUAUACAGUCAUUUUUGGAAAAUUGGUAAGGUUUCGUAUCGAGUUUUUUCUAAAAAUUAUUCCCUGUUAAAGGAGAUAGCAGCUACACCAAGGAGAGAUGACAUCUCGAAAGAGAAAUGGUUGGUCAUUCUUCAAAAUCUUCGUGAGGAGGACGUCGAGCGGAGAGCCCCAUGGUUGCUUCCGGAUGACAUCUUGUACCGAUGUGGUAACUUUGAUUGGGUCCCAUUACUUGGAAUCUGGGGAGCUGUUGGUUAUGCUCCAUUGAUGGUGCUAAGACAGUACAUGUCAAGGGAGUUUAUACCUGCAACCCAGGGCUUAGCUGAGUUUAAAUUCUCAUUUAAAGAUAAUGGAUAUAAAAAGAAGAUUCGAGAGAUAACUAUUGCAUGGGAGCAGACUCGACGAAUGAAGAGAUUAGCCGUAGGCCCGACGAUGACUCCUGAAUAUAAUGAAUGGUGGGUUAGAAGAAUCAAUGAUAACAUCCCAAGGCCAAGUCAAGGAGAUAGUCAAUCAAUAGAAGAACAUUUGCGGGUUGUUCCCUCUGAAUUGGAAAUUAUGAAGCACGAUUUUGAUAGGAGAAAUGUGGAGCUUGAAAAGAAGAUCGAGCAGUUGGAAGAAGAAAAGAUGCACUUGGGAUUAGAUGUGGAUGUUCAAAAGUUAGAGACUGAGAAAUUAAGAAAAGGAAAGAACAAGUCUGAGGAAGACUUGGACAGUUUGAAGACAGACUACAAGAAGCUGAGGUUAUCAAGAGAUUCGGGAAGAAAAGAUCAAGGCCGAUGGAUGUGA
Molecule: messenger RNA, 1473 nt
Organism: Gossypium raimondii (Peruvian cotton)
Lineage: Eukaryota; Viridiplantae; Streptophyta; Magnoliopsida; Malvales; Malvaceae
Exons: 2
Coding region: 1-1473 (490 amino acids)
Source: RefSeq, a predicted model, not a curated record